AUGGAUUCCGAACAGAAGGAUACCUUGACCCUCAAGAUUUACCUGCGACCUACCACUGCUCUUCCGCCACCAGCGUUUGGUCCAUUAGGGUUGGGGUUCUACUUGCUCGACCAGCAUCCAAGCGUCAGCAAUCUGACGAUCGAAUACGAGGACGGCCUGACCGGCCCUGGGAAGGACAAGAGCUGCAGUGUCCUCUCCAGCUCAGAUGGAUCCACUCGGGCCACCGACUCACUCGAUUCUCUCAGGUUGCUGGCCAAGACGUUUACUGCUUCGCCGACUGAACCAAAUACUAACCAGCAACCGGAGGAGACCGAUCGGAUAUUCAAGAUAUUAGGGCCUUCUUUCGACCCAGUACAAGCAAAAGACAUGAAUACCCUCACCACCAUCGCCAACAAAAUCGACCACCAUCUAACUCUCCGUACAUUCUUAGUCGGUUACUCUCUAUCGGAGACAGAUUGGUGUCUCUGGGGAUUGAUCAAAUCAUCUAGCACGUUCAAUGCACUUCUGAAAAGAUCCCAACAUCCGCAUCUCUCGAGAUGGUUCAAUUUUAUUGACUGUUUACCAUCCAGUAAAUUAGCAAUCACUUCCCUACAAGAUCAGAUCAAGAAUUCGGUCAAGGGCCGCUCCAAGGCUGGUGUUGCUUCCGUCAACUUCGACGGAGGCCUACCCGGUGCUGUCAAGGGGCAAGUCGUAACCAGAUUUCCACCUGAACCCUCGGGUUAUCUUCACAUCGGACACUGUAAAGCCGCCAUUCUGAACCAACAUUAUGCUAAGAUCUACGAUGGGAAAUUCUUGGUAAGGUUUGAUGAUACCAACCCAAGUAAGGAGAAGGAAGAAUUUCAAGAUGCGAUUUUGGAAGAUCUAGGAUUAUUGGGAGUGAAAGGGGAUCGGAUGUCAUAUACCUCAGACUAUUUCGAUCACUUGUGCGGCUAUGCAACCGAGAUGAUUUCAAAAGGAAAAGCCUACUGUGAUGACACCGAGCAAGAAGUGAUGAAAAAUCAGCGAAUGGCCCGCCAGCCAUCUCAACGGCGUGAUUCAACCACCGAGGAAAAUCUCUCGCGAUUUGAAGAGAUGAAACUAGGUACCCCUGAGGGUUUAAGAUGGUGCUUACGUGCCAAGAUCAGAUAUGAUGACUUGAACGGAACAUUGAGGGAUCCAGUUAUCUAUCGAUGCAACAUUCUUCCUCAUCACCGGACUGGUGAGAAAUGGAAGAUCUAUCCCACCUAUGACUUUGCCUGUCCGAUUGUCGAUUCCAUUGAAGGGGUUACUCAUGCCCUGAGAACUAAUGAGUACCGGGAUCGAAAUCCACAGUAUUGGUGGAUGCAGGAAGCCUUAGGACUAAGACGGGUUGACAUAAAAGACUUUGCUCGAGUCAACUUUGUCUACACUCUCCUUUCAAAGCGUAAAUUGAAGUGGUUUGUGGAAACCGGUCGAGUGAGAGGAUGGGACGAUCCCCGUUUUGCAACUGUUCGAGGUAUUCGCCGACGAGGAAUGACAAUCCAAGCAAUGAGAGAUUUCAUGAUUGGGCAAGGUGAUUCUCAACAGCAAGUCAACAUGGAAUGGGAUGUUCUAUGGAGUAUCAACAAGCGAAUCAUCGAUCCAAUCGUUCCUCGACAUUUCGCGAUUUCCAACACCAACAAGGUCAGUGCCAUCAUCAAGGGUGGCCAGGGUGUGGCUUAUGUCGAAAGUGUACCAACCCACAAGAAGCACCCCGAAGUUGGAUCCAAGAGGGUUACUUACAGUCCCACAAUCUAUAUCGAACAAAGUGAUGCUUCAUCAUUUGAUGCUGACGAAGAGAUUACGUUAAUGGAUUGGGGGAAUGCGAUUGUCAAAGUCAAAUCAACUGGACCUGAUGGAUUAGUUUCUGGGCUGGAAUUAGAAUUGCAUUUGGCGGGAGAUUUCAAAAAAACGAAGAAAAAAGUACAUUGGUUGACGACUGACGAAGCCGGUUCGACCCCAUCUGGCGCGGGCUUACAAAACGUAGUCUUACUAGAUUAUGAUUAUUUGAUUACGAAGAGAAAAAUAGAUGAUGAUGAUGAGAUCGAUGACUUCAUCACUCCGGUAAGCGAGUUCAGAGAGGACGCCAUCGCCGAUGGAAACAUGAAAACGAUGAAGAAAGGCGAUAUCUUGCAAUUUGAACGGAAGGGUUAUUACAUCGUUGAUAAGCCAAUUGGUGAAGAUACAACAUUAGCGUCCGGAAGUGGGAAGGAUUGGAUCGAACUCAUCAAAAUUCCGGAUGGACGAGCUGCGGGUAUUGCCAGCAAAGCCGCACCACCAGCCACCGCCCCUUCGAAAACCAACAAAAAAGUCGCCAUCAAAUCGGAAGCUAUAACAGGAGACUCGAAGAAUAAAAUGUUUAAGGUUGAGCCUGUCUACGGAAACGACGAGAAUGACCAGCCUCCAGUGACAACAAAGAUGUAUAAAGUCGAUAACAUUUAUCUCAGUUGA
Molecule: messenger RNA, 2448 nt
Organism: Puccinia triticina
Lineage: Eukaryota; Fungi; Basidiomycota; Pucciniomycetes; Pucciniales; Pucciniaceae
Exons: 10
Coding region: 1-2448 (815 amino acids)
Biological process (GO): translation; glutamyl-tRNA aminoacylation
Cellular component (GO): cytoplasm; methionyl glutamyl tRNA synthetase complex; cytosol
Molecular function (GO): ATP binding; glutamate-tRNA ligase activity
Source: RefSeq, a predicted model, not a curated record